This is a messenger RNA of Syngnathoides biaculeatus (alligator pipefish), 798 nucleotides long. It is a transcript of the gene pole4, whose product is annotated as polymerase (DNA-directed), epsilon 4, accessory subunit. Gene Ontology annotation, molecular function: protein heterodimerization activity. Lineage: Eukaryota; Metazoa; Chordata; Actinopteri; Syngnathiformes; Syngnathidae. Gene Ontology annotation, cellular component: nucleus; epsilon DNA polymerase complex. The transcript is spliced from 4 exons. The record is from RefSeq and is a predicted model, not a curated record. Bases 149 to 559 code for a protein of 136 amino acids.
GCUUCUGACGAAUCAGCGGCCUCGGCGCCCACGCAACCGGAAGCACAUGUUAGUGCUCGUCCACUGUUGUCAUUUGUGUCAUGUCGCGGGCAAAAACGUUUUCUCUUUGUUUUUGUAAAAUUUAACGACGGGGGAAGAAAGCGAAAAAAUGGCAGCUACGGCGGCGGUCCUCGCCGCCCAGCCGGAACACGAGUCGGACCGCUGCGGGAGCGAGGAGGAGGAGAACCGCGGGGCCGAGGCGCCGUCGGAAGAGGAGGGCGUUCAACAGCACCAACAACAGGCGACGGGUCCCGCGGCAGCCGGAGGCCACAACCGGCUGUCCAAGCUACCGCUCACCCGCAUUAAGGCCUUGAUGAAGACCGACCCGGACGUGUCCCUCGCCAGCCAGGAGUCCGUCUUCAUCAUUGCCAAAGCUACGGAGUUGUUUGUGGAGAUGAUCGCCAAAGACGCCUUGGUGUAUGCGCAGCAAGGCAAGAGAAAAACAUUGCAAAGAAAAGACCUGGACAACGCAAUUGAAGCCAUAGACGAAUUUGCAUUUUUGGAAGGGACGUUAGAUUAAGAUGUGCGACGACUCGAGACCAUCUCUUUUUUUUAUGGACAUGAUACAAAAUAAAUAGAUCUCUGCUACUUUUUUUUUCCCCCACCAUUUGGAUAUUUAUGUCUGAGUUUUCUACGGUGUUUUGGAUGCAAAGAUGUCAUUCUUCACAUUUUAAACGGGUGGCCAUUGCAAGUGUACAUUUAUCUGUAAAUAUUGGUGAAAUGUUGCUCUUCGGUGAAAUAAAAGUAAGUUCCAGACCA